Molecule: messenger RNA, 1472 nt
Organism: Solanum dulcamara
Lineage: Eukaryota; Viridiplantae; Streptophyta; Magnoliopsida; Solanales; Solanaceae
Product: auxin-responsive protein IAA13-like
Exons: 5
Coding region: 279-1133 (284 amino acids)
Biological process (GO): regulation of DNA-templated transcription
Cellular component (GO): nucleus
Molecular function (GO): protein binding
Source: RefSeq, a predicted model, not a curated record
AGCAAGCCAAAGAUCAUGAGUGGGGAGAAAUUGAAAUGAUGCAAUUAAAGAAACUUGAUGAAGAAGAAUUUCAUCUCUUUGAAUGACAGUGCUUGGUGCACUACCAGUACCAGACAUAUGGGUCCCAUAAUCAUCACUACCUCCACCAUUUUACCCAACCCCCUACGCCCACAACCCCCCCUAUCUAUACAUUCUCUUCAUCCCCUGUAACCCCUUUUUACUCUAAUACAUGUUCUUGAAGUUUACUCACAGAUUCUUGAAAGUUGAAACCCCUUUUCAUGGAACCAAAACAAACUCUUGGUGAAAAAGGUUCAAAAAUGGAGCAAGAUUACAAUAUGGGCAUGUGUCCUGAGGAUGAAACAGAGCUUGAGUUGGGGUUAGGCCUUAGCCUUAACAGUGGGUGUGGGGGUGGUGGGGUGGGGGCAAAGGCUAAGAAGUCACCAUGGGGUGAAUAUGGUAGGAUUUUAACUGCUAAAGAUUUUCCUAAUGGAUUUUCAGCUAAGAGAUCCAUUAAUGGUGGUGUUUCUGGUACUAAAAGAGUUGCUGAUUUUGCUGGUUCUACAACUGAGGUUGGAUCUCCUCCUACUGGUGCAAGUCAGGUUGUGGGAUGGCCACCCAUAAGGGCAUACAGAAUGAACAGCUUGGUUAAUCAAUCAAAGGUUCUGAAUGCUGAUGAAGACAAGGGAGUUGGCGAGAACGACAAGAAGGAGCAUUCGAAGAAGAAAAGCAAUCACGGAAACACCGAGGAUGAUGCUGCUUCUGUUAAAGAAAAAGGGCAUCUUGGUUUUGUUAAGGUGAAUAUGGAUGGUUUGCCUAUUGGAAGAAAGGUGGAUUUGAAUGCUCACACUUGCUAUGAAUCGUUAGCUGAAACGUUGGAGGAUAUGUUCUUCCAAUCUAUCAAAAGCGGUGAAAAGGAACAAGCAACUAAGUCUUUUAAGCUCUUGGAUGGAUCAUCUGAAUUUGUGCUCACAUAUGAGGAUAAAGAAGGAGACUGGAUGCUUGUUGGAGAUGUUCCAUUUGGGAUGUUUCUCAACACUGUGAAAAGGCUAAGAAUCAUGAGGACUUCUGAGGCUAAUGGACUUGCUCCUAGAAUUCCUCAGAAGCAGGAGAGACACAAAGGAAAACCAAUCUAAUUUGCUUGGUACAAGGAAAUUGCAUGGGCAAAAAAGUUGGAAGAAACAAAAAGUAAAACAGAAAUAGGGAAGUGUUAAAAGAGUCGAGGGAUAUUAUUACUUUUUCAUGGUUGCAUUUUUUGUUUUGCACCAUUUUCUGUUCAAAAAGUGCCCCACUUUUUUGUGUUUUCUUUUUGGUCUAGGUCUCAAGCCCCUCAUAUAGUUGAUACACCAAUGUUUUUGCCCCAAACCUACCUUUCUCAUGAUGUAAAUAUGGGAAUGCUAUUUUCCUCUUUUUGUGUGUCUGUUUGUUGCAAGAAAAUUCUAUUCUAUUUAUUUGUUUAUUUUAUUGUUGAUCUA